AUUGAAUUCAAACUAGUUGUUUUUGUUGUGUGUAGAUAGUAAAAUGAAUGUGAUGGUUUUACCUGAAUUAUUUGCGAAGCAUGUUCAUUUUACAAGUAUACAUUCGGUGUAUCUCUUAAACAAAUAUAAACAUUUAAUUAAAUGGAAAAAUAAUCCAUCAAUUAUGGAAUUUGGUUUUGGAGAUGGCGGUACUUCGGCUGCCGCAUUACAACCACUCAUUCCACAUGAUUGUAAGGAGUUUAUAGCUGCAGAUGUCUCCCAACAAAUGGUCAAGUAUGCAGAGCAGAAUGCGAAAUUACCAGAAAGGGGAAAAAUUAUACAAUUCAAUAUUAGUGCACAAGAUAUUCCAUUGGAAUUUCAAAAUCGAUUUGAUCAUAUUUUUAGCUUCUUCACGUUCCACUGUAUACCAAAAAAUAACGCGAGUAAAGCAUUCGACAACAUUCAUAAAAUGUUAAAACCGGGAGGUCAAACUUUCCACAUAUUUCUUCAACCUACACCUCUAGAUGUAGUUUACUGUAAUUUAUCAAAACAUCCGAAAUGGAAAAAAUAUGAACAAGAAUCUAUGCUGUCACCGUACUUUCUACAGAAAAACAAACAGAAUGGCUGCAAAAAAGAUCUAGUUAACGCGGGAUUUAAGGAUAUUGAAAUGAGAGUGGAAGACUUCGUUUAUGAGUUUCCGUAUGAAGAAGCGUGGAAAGAAAACUACAUUGCAGUAAAUGGAUCGUACGCGUCUAUCCCUCCUGAAGAGCAAGAAGAAUACAAGAAAUGUUUUUUCCAGCAUAUCAAGGAGAAAGUUAUAAUUAAUAAUAAUGAUGAUAAUCGAUUUCCAAGAGUGAAAUAUGAUGUUAUGGUUGUUUGUGCGAAAAAAUGAAACCAAUAUUGAUAGUCUAUAUCAGUGGUCGGCAAACUUUUAAGCCAAAUAGUCAAUAUAUGAACAAUGGAAGACAAAACUCUGUUUGUUUAGUUAACUUUAUUACACUGAAUAAAACUAAAUU
Molecule: messenger RNA, 995 nt
Organism: Diorhabda carinulata
Lineage: Eukaryota; Metazoa; Arthropoda; Insecta; Coleoptera; Chrysomelidae
Product: juvenile hormone acid O-methyltransferase-like
Exons: 3
Coding region: 44-871 (275 amino acids)
Source: RefSeq, a predicted model, not a curated record